AUAUGGUCGUACAGCGGAGCCGUCAGUAGUUCCCCGUUGUAUCAUCGAAGGGAUUCCUUUUCGGAUCGCGUCAUAGCAGAACGGAUACUACCAGGAAACAUGGGGAGCUUAACACGUGGGUUACUAAUUGAGAUAAAAUCCGACAUAAAAAACAAAACUUCACUGCUGGCGAAGAACGAAGAAAUGACGGACGCCAUUUACAAUGCUCACUGGUAUUUGAUGAAAAAACCCGAGCAAAAUAGUUUUCUGAUAAUGCUACACAAAAGCCAAAACUUCAUCGAAAUGACGGUGGGUGGUUUUGCGCCACUCAAUAUAACCACUUUUGUUGCGAUAAUGAACAGAAUAUAUUCCUAUUUUACAAUGAUGAUCGGCGUUUUGGAGUAAGAAUUAUUACACACAAAGAUGAAGAAAAAAGUUUUCGGACAUGAUUGUUGCGGUUAUACUGUCAAGUAACAAUACAGGUUUUGAAGAGUUGUGUUCGUUCUCUUAAAAAAUAAAAACUAAA
Topomyia yanbarensis is the source of this 505-nucleotide messenger RNA. RefSeq lists its product as uncharacterized. The transcript is spliced from 5 exons. Gene Ontology annotation, cellular component: plasma membrane. NCBI's taxonomy places the organism in Eukaryota, Metazoa, Arthropoda, Insecta, Diptera, Culicidae. Gene Ontology annotation, biological process: sensory perception of smell; detection of chemical stimulus involved in sensory perception of smell. The record is from RefSeq and is a predicted model, not a curated record. Bases 100 to 384 code for a protein of 94 amino acids. Gene Ontology annotation, molecular function: odorant binding; olfactory receptor activity.